Messenger RNA from Calidris pugnax (ruff), 1915 nucleotides. RefSeq names its product meteorin-like protein. The record is from RefSeq and is a predicted model, not a curated record. The transcript has 4 exons. Gene Ontology annotation, molecular function: hormone activity. NCBI's taxonomy places the organism in Eukaryota, Metazoa, Chordata, Aves, Charadriiformes, Scolopacidae. Bases 2 to 910 code for a protein of 302 amino acids.
CAUGGCGGCGGCGCGGGGCUGGCCCUGGCCCUGGCCCUGCCUCCGGGCCCUGCUGCGGCUGCUGCUGCUGGCGAGCGGCGGGCAACGACCGGGCGCCGCCGAUCACUGCAGCUGGAGGGGCAGUGGUUUGAGCUGGGAGCCCCGUUCCCGUGCCGUGGAACAGGUCCAUCUGCGCUGCACCGAGGGCUCCCUGGAGUGGAUGUACCCAGCACGAGCCCUGCGUGUCGUCCUGGAGCCCAACCUCUCCAGUGCCCGGCACACCACUGUCUGCAUCAAGCCUGCCAGUGACUUCCAGGGUGCCAGCAUCUACGUGGAGCGUGCUGGGCAGCUGCACCUGGUGGUAAGCGAGGCAGAAGGGGCUCGACCCCACCAUGUGUCUUGCUUCAGUGCCCACACACCGCAACGAGUGGCCCUCUUCCUGCAGGCCAGCCCGCAGAGGGACAUCAGCCGCCGGACGGCCAGCUUCCAGUAUGAACUGCUGAGCAACCAGAGUGCUGCUGGCCCCGACUUCAAAAAGAUGGCCCUGGUGGAAGCAAUGUGCCGUCCUUGUGACAACGUGGAACUUCUUAUGGCCAUUUGCAGCAGUGAUUUUGUGGUGAAAGGAUCUAUCCGAAAUGUUUCCCACGAUUCAGAGAACCACAUGUCACAGGUUGAAGUCAGCAUCCAGAAAGUCUACAGACAGAAAAACAGAAUUUUCCAGCAGGAUGAAGCGAGUGGUGAAUGGCGAGGCCCUGUCCGAACCCUGCUACAGUGCAAGGUGAAGAAGGGAGGUGGAGUUUUCCUUUUCACUGGAAAUGAACAUUUUGGCGAAGCUUGGUUGGGCUGUGCUCCUCGGUUUAAAGAUUUCAUGUUUGUUUACCGGGCUGCCAGAGAAAGAGGGGCGAACCCAUGUGAGUUUCAGCUCGACUGACAAGAGUGAUGCUGGAGCUGAGAGUUUAAAAAUUUUAGCCCAGUCUUUUGACUGUUAAAAUCAAGGACUAAAGCCAACAAUUUCACCAAAACUGGGACCUGGAGAAUUUCCUGAAGAUAAUGGCUCUGUGAGCCUGGUGGACUCUGCCUUUUAAUCCACAUUUGCAUUAAUUGCAUUAGUUUCUCCUCUUCACAUCUUCUUUGCCUCACAAAAUAACUCUGAAUUUUGAAAUGUUGUCUUUUUUGUGGUUAGAAAGCAGCUUGUGCUCAGUAUUACAAAAUUCUCUCUAACAUCUUCUCUGUGGACAUACUGUGUGCUUUUUCUCUAGAUUUUUUCUCUCCUCCCCCAUUUCUACUUGAUUUCCCUUCCGAAUGACUUCUUUUUUUGUUUUUAACAAGAUAAUUUCUGUCCAUCUCACCACUUCGUCGCUCCCAGGUGUUUCUAAGAUGAAUGCUAACUCUGAUCUUAGCCAUAGUUACUAAACCUUCAGGCUAAUCGGCAGCUUUGCCAGGUUUUUUUUCCUUCUGUUUGUUAGCAGAGAGAUUAACUAACCCUCUGAGGCAAAAUCACAGCUGAUGUAGUUCUGCAGCACUCUGUUGACAGUGUCUGAUUUUGCUCCCCGUGGAAACAGGUCAAUGAGGGAUACUGCACUUUAGCUAAUGUGAACACUAACACUGUGUCCUAUUGGAGGAGAAAAGGUGUUUGGGAAAUGCCUUGAAAUAAUCAGAAGGUUUGGUUGUAGCAUUGCCUGCAUGAGAAUGUAAUGUUUAGUAUUCAUGGGACUGGGCCCACGAUUAGCUCUCAUUAGUGUGUGGUGCACAACAGAACAGACCCAAGCAAACUGGCCUUUGUAAAGUAUUGGAGGAUGUACAGGGGUAUCCGAGUACUUGGGUUUUGAGAGCUGGAGAUCAGUGCUGCAUUUGAGAUUUUAAAUGGAGUACUCUUCUUUGGUUGGUAUUUGCACUGUAAAUAGGAGAUAAAGUAUGUUUUUUAGUAUUGAUUGGA